AUGACGGUGGAUGCGUACUUGGCCAAGUUCAAUAAAUUGGUCAAGUUUGCUAAUUAUGGGGGUACUCUGCCUACUUCGGAAUUUCUAUCUGCAAAAUUUCAAAGAAGAUUAAGCGAGAAAAUUGCUAAGCGUAUGUCAAACACUGCUGUGAGGAAUUUUGCUGACUUAGUGACCCAGUGCAAGUGGGUUGAGACUGUAUAUGGAAGGUAUCCGAAAUCAAAUUCUGCUAAAGACCAAGAGGUUAAGAGGACAGAUGGUCCUUCUGGUUCUAAUUACAGAGGUGGCUAUCAUCAUAAUAAUAACAGAGGUAGGGGGUUACUGGGUCCUUGUACUGCGGUUCCAAAUUCAUGUUUCAAGUGUGGUAAGGUUGGGCACUUUGCCAGAGAAUGCUAUAGUAAUACUGGGCAGAUAGCGAAUCUGCAGGCCUUGCCAUCUGUUCCUAAUAUGGGACGUAUUUAUACUACCAAUGUGCAGCAGACAGAGAAGGCACCGAAUCUGGUUAAAGGUAUAAUUUUCAUCUAUAAUAUUGAUUUAUCUGUGUUGUUUGAUUCGGGAGCGACACAUUCGUUCGUGACGAAAUAUGUGGCUAAAGGAUUGAAUUUAAAGGUAACACGAAUGAUUCCUCCCAUGUGUAUUACUACUGCUAUAGGAGAGGUUAGUGAUUCCUCUUUAUUUGUAGAGAGGUUGAGUUUGUCAACUACAUUGUGUCAAAAUUUGGUAGCCAUUGGAGUUGUACGCAGACCUGUAGAGUAG
This is a messenger RNA of Gastrolobium bilobum, 753 nucleotides long. RefSeq lists its product as uncharacterized. Gene Ontology annotation, molecular function: zinc ion binding; nucleic acid binding. Lineage: Eukaryota; Viridiplantae; Streptophyta; Magnoliopsida; Fabales; Fabaceae. The transcript is spliced from 2 exons. Bases 1 to 753 code for a protein of 250 amino acids. The record is from RefSeq and is a predicted model, not a curated record.